AUGCAGUCAAGAAAUAAGAAGCGACUAAGACAGGAGAGGGCAAGCGAUGAAAGAUCAGAGAAGAUCCUGGAGAGUAACGAUCUGCCAGACACCUCUCCUCCGAGGCCUCUCCUUGGUGGGCUGGUACCACAAAGCCAUCUUUUGGUUACGUCUCUCCCUUCACUGCAGGACAUCGACACCCAGAUGGACUACCAGCUGAAGCUGCAGGGAACCAGCACAGCUUCCAGCCUGCUUGGCUCCUCAUCUGCGAUUGGACAGGUCCAGCAGGAAGAUGACCCCCAGAGCCAUCACAGUUAUCGGAAACUGAGUGCCAUCACUGUCGAGUGGACUCAUCGGCAUUCAAUUGUGGCUCCCCUAGCCUUCGCGCAUGAAACCAAUCUUCAUGUGGAAAGAGAGGAAAUUGGGACACCCCUGGCUCACAAUAGUUUUGUCGAUGAGCCCGAGAUCCCCAUCAUUGAGAAAAUCAGGAUCCCCAUUGUAGAAAUCAGUCAUGUCGAGGACGAGGAAGAGGUCGACAGCUACGCCGAGACUCCAGAAGAGCAGGAUACGAUGACGCCUCCGACAGAGAUGAGCCUCGAGGAGGUGACCCCAACACUUCCGCUAGAGAUCGACAUCCCAAAGGUGACCCCAACACUUCCGCUAGAGAUCAAUGUCCCAGAGGUGACCCCAACGCCUCCGAUCCCAAGAAUCCACUCUGUGAAGGCGGCAAGCCCUCUCGACAAACGCAUCCGGAGAGAUAUGGCCAACGUAACCGUAACAGCGCCUGGCUGUGACGAAGAGUCUACGCCAUCUCUAAAAACGCGGCAGAUCUUCGGAGAAGAGGGUGACAUUCCUCCCUCUGAGAUGGAAGCCCAAGCGCUAGAGAUGUCCCGCAGCCUCGCUUACAACCUUCAGGACACGUAUGAGAACCUUUUGGUUCACCUCCAAGACCUUCCCGUUCAUCUCCAGCAGAAGCUGUAUCAAACCUGCCAGCGCAUGGCCAAACUCCGCUCCGAUUUUGACUCUGCCCAAAGUUUCGAGGACUUGUCCCAUGACUUCUUGAGUAAGAGCUUUGAAAUCAUGGACGAAGCCCAGGGCUCACUGGACGAGCUGAUGGAGUACGCUUUGCAAAGCCCCAAAGCUCUCUUAUGGCUGAAGGACCACCUUCCAGUUCCAGAAGAAGGGGAAGAAGAACGGGUGUUAGGAACAGAGGGUGCAUUCCCUAUUGAAGGGGAAGCGGACCCACUUGACAUACAGAUGACGGCCGAGAAGAGAAGCAUAUUAAUAAUCCAGCAAACCUAUGACCCCAAAGGCUGUGACGAUGACACACUUCCAGGUAAAGAGAAAGAGGUCACCUCAUCUCCUCGGAAACAGGAUUCAGAAGACAUCUUGAAAACGCUCCAGACCUACGAACCCAAAGGCUGUGAUGACGAAAUCCCUUCUAACAAGCAGAAAGAGGAAGUCUCACCUUCCAGCAAACAGGACUGGAAUAUAAUGAAAACUCUGCAGGGCUACGUUCCCAAACUCUCGGAGAACAAAGGUUUUUCCAGUGAAGACCAGGAGGAAACUCCACCUUCCAUGAAAGAUGAAGAGGAGGUGAGAGAGGUGGACAUCUUGAAGCUCCAACGGGCCCAUGAUCCCAAAGGCUGUGAUGAUGGUGUAGAGAUAGUGGCCCCACCUGCUAGCGAACAGGAGUUGCAAGACAUACUAAUAGUCCAACGGGCCUAUGACCCCAAAGAAUGUUAUGAAGGAGCACCUCCUGAAGAGGAGAAGGUUGCCCCACCUUCUGGCAAAUGGGAACGGGAGGGCAUCUUACAAAUCCAACAAGCCUACGACCCCAAAGGCUGUGAUGACGAAAUCCCUUCUAACAAGGAAAAGGAGGAAGUCUCACCUUCCAGCAAACAGGACUGGAACAUACUGAAAACUCUGCAGGGCUACGUCCCCAAACUCUCGGAGAACAAAGGGUUUACCAGUGAAGACCAGGAGGAAAUCCCACCUUCCAUGAAAGAUGAAGAGGAGGUGAGAGAGGUGGACAUCUUGAAACGGGCACAUGAUCCCAAGGCUGUGAUGAUGUUGUAG
Messenger RNA from Sceloporus undulatus (fence lizard), 2058 nucleotides. RefSeq lists its product as uncharacterized. Gene Ontology annotation, cellular component: cytosol; lipid droplet. NCBI's taxonomy places the organism in Eukaryota, Metazoa, Chordata, Lepidosauria, Squamata, Phrynosomatidae. Gene Ontology annotation, biological process: lipid storage; positive regulation of triglyceride storage. The record is from RefSeq and is a predicted model, not a curated record. The coding region runs from base 1 to 2058 and encodes 685 amino acids. The transcript has 4 exons.